This is a messenger RNA of Macrobrachium nipponense, 5636 nucleotides long. Its product is annotated as nicotinate phosphoribosyltransferase-like. Gene Ontology annotation, molecular function: nicotinate phosphoribosyltransferase activity. The record is from RefSeq and is a predicted model, not a curated record. Gene Ontology annotation, cellular component: cytosol. Lineage: Eukaryota; Metazoa; Arthropoda; Malacostraca; Decapoda; Palaemonidae. Gene Ontology annotation, biological process: NAD+ biosynthetic process via the salvage pathway.
GCCAUGCAUUAAUAGAUUUGAUGCACCGCACUACAGAAAGUUCACCAGUAACAGGAGAGAGGGUACUCUGUAGACAUCCAUUUCAAGAAAGUAAAAGAGCUUAUGUUAGUCCUGCAAAAGUUGAACUUCUACAUAAGCUGUAUUGGCAGGAAGGAAAAAUACAGCAAAACCUACCAACACUAGAUGAGAUAAGAAACAGAGUUCAAGUGUCUCUGAAAACUCUGAGACAAGACCAUAAACGUAAUUUGAACCCAACCCCGUACAAGAAUUAAGGGCCAUUCAGGAAAUUAAAUUUAGUGUUGAUGAUACAAACACCAGUAUGUUCAGGAGUCUUAAAAUUAAGCACUAUGGGAAGAAAACCUGGAUCCCAAUUACAUAAAAUGUAUAUGAAAAAUUCCACACAGCUCAAAUGUACAUGACAUUAUAUGCUAUGACAGUAAGUUAACCCACUUGGUGUCAUAAGUAAUUUUUAAGUUUGUGGUAAAGCAUUAUCCAUAGAUGAUCUGAUCUUGCCACCAAAACCUGCCCUUGGUAAUAGUCAGUUUUAGAUAACCUCGUUAGAUCAUAUUAGAUAUUUCUUAAAAUCAUUCGUAGUUUUGUAAAUAAUGACUUAUUUGCAUGUGCAGUUUAACAGAUUUUCUAUAGAAUAAUUAAAUUUUUUUUUCAAUUAAAAUUAUACAUACCUAGUUACAUAUUAGUUUAGAUUGUUGAUUUAUCAGACAUUACUUCAGUGUUAUUUCACAUUCAAAUUUUCCUAUAACACAUGGCAGUCUUCAAUUUUCUCAUAUCACAGAUCAUAUAAUAUGGCUAUUUAGACAUUGUAUAGUAUUAAUUACUUUUAGAAGUUUUCUAAUAGUAGCUGCAGUUCUUAAGACAAAUUGCUUCACAGUAAUAGUGUGAGGUAUUGAAAAAUGUACUUUUAGUAAGGAGUGACAUAGUAUUCUAAAAUAGUACUAACAGUUUUGUUUAUUUGCAUACAGCAUUUUUUAAAGAUAACUAGUACAGUACAUUCUUAAUAGUAAUUCUAACUCGUUAGUAUGUCAUUUAGUGAUAUGCAUAAGUAGUAACAAGCUCCUUUCAUUAUGAAGUCUAGAUUUAAAUUUUACUCCCUACAACUCAUAUACCAUUGACUUUUUGGGUUGCAUAGCUAAUGCAACCUUAACGGUACAAGAAUCUAAAAACGGUAUUCCGUGCCCCAAGUUUUUAAAUGUGAACAAUUAAUCUAAUUAUGUCAUCUGGAGAAUAUGUUUUUACAUCAGAAAGGUUUAUACAAUCAUUUUAAUCAUGAAAUAGCCCAUUAAGACUGUAGAACAAUACAUUAAAGCAAAGCAUUAGAUUAGAAAGAAAGAUCCCUAUGCACAAGCUUGGUUAACUCCCUACUUUUUGCAGUGACGUAUGUUCUUCGGUGCCAAUCCCCACCUGAAGAGAGGGAAUGGGAGGGGAGCACUGGAAAUUAUGAUGAAUAAUUUGAUUUAUAUAAAAAAAAAUUUUUUUAAUUUUUUUUUUUUUUUUUUUUACAAUCCUAAAGUAGCCACAUUCACCAUUCAGUAGGGAGGGCAAAGCAGUUGAGUAAAGAUAAGAGGAAGUAGUUGCUAGAAAUCCAUUCCAUUGGUGAAAACAAAGAGGAGUUGGCAAAAGAAACUUAUAAAUAAAGAGAGCUUACAUAACUUGAGUUUGCCAAGGAAGGAUUCUCUGGACAGUGGACACUAUAAAUACUGUAAUGGAUCUAGAGUGACACACCAAGGAAAGGAGGUGAAAUGGCAGGUACCAGAGGAAAUACUCUUCAAUUGUACCAGAUAACCAAGGUAUGACUCGUGAAGAUGAUUGAUCCAACUCCCUCCUAAUUGAAACUACAAGGCCUGACUCAAAUAUGGGUCCCAUUGAAUACAAAUAAAUUGUUGUAAGUGAUGAUAUUUUGAUGACAGAACUUGGUGAAGGUGGUGUUGAGGUUAGAUAAUGUGCCAGGUGCCUGCACUCAUGUUGACAGAGCUCCAAUGAUACUUUAAGGCAAAGACUUCAGCAGGUUCUGGUGUUCUCUAACCAGCAGAGAUUGGGAAGAAUGAUCUGUCUGACUGUUGGAGACAUCAAAGCUACCUUCCAACAGGUUUACAGCUUUAGUGAGUGAACAUAAAAGAAAGCAGCUGUGCCGAACCAACUACCGCAGAGACCAGAGGGCUGAUCAACAUCUGCCAAGACUCGCUUGUAUUACAAGGAAGACGAAGAAACUCAUUGAUGGUCUUAAGAGGGGGUGACAUGCUGUUUUCUAAAGGUUGGGUCAAUUCUACAACUGUUUCAGAACAUCCCCUGGUAAACCACCUGACUUACAGAUUUAACCUGAGCUUGAUCCAUGGUCCAAGUUACUGACACUCGUUCCAAAGCAGCUAUAGAUGGCUGUACAAAUGUCUCAUUUUAAUUAGCCAGAACCAACCAGGCAUCCAGCUAGGGAUAAAGAUGUUAGUCCAGAUAGUGCCCCAGGAAGGCUGCUAGGUCAUGGAUCCCAAUUAAGACAUGAAGAGCAGUACAUAUACCAAAGCUAAUGGCUUGCAAACAAUACACGUAGUCUCACCAAACGAAGCCCAGAUACUUCCUAUAAAGUAGGUGACUGGGGACAUUAAAAUAAAUAUUUCUCAGUUUACAGAAGCCAGUUAGACCCCUCUGCAAACAGAUCUUGAUACAGACUCCAUGUUCUCCAUAUGAAAGGAGUUAAGCAAAGAAAUUUGAACUGGCAAUUCCAGAACAAGGAAAGCUGUAACUUCAGCAGAACCUCUUGUUGGCCCCCUUCCGUAGCUCUUAUUCAAGUUGUAAUUGAGGACUUGCUUUUUUUAUUUUUGCUGGAAUUGAGAGGAAGGAGCUGUAAGUAGGUGGACGAGACAGCGUAGGGGGUUGAUAAAGAACAACUGGUAACUGAAGCAGAGAGCCUUCAAUACCAAAAUACUCCAUGCUGCCUUCCAAUUAAUUCUCUUGAAAAUAGCCCUGGAGAGGAGAUGGGCAAAGUGGACAUUGGGGUUUCAUCUGCGCUGCAAAAGAAGGAAGCUGAUGUGGAGAUCAAGGGAGUGAGACCUCUGAAGAUGAUAAGAGACCUGCUGUUGGUGUGGCAUCAGACUGUUGGUGAUGACCUUUGAUGUUGACUUAGCAAUGACAGACAAUGAGGAGGAGGAAAAGGGCGCAGCCCCAAGCUGAUGGUGGUUAAAGUUAAUUUCUUUCCCAAGUUAAUUUCUUUCCCAAGGCUUGAACAGAGGACAACAAAACCAUAGAUCUUGACAUUGAUGAAUAGAUAAUACAUGUAACAUGCUUUCAGCACUUGACAUACUUUCAAGAGAGAGUAUGAAGAAUUCAGUUGUAUGGGUGUUCUCAGUAGAGAGAACUUAAAAUUUUGCCAUCAAGGAGUUGGUGGCACCAAGUAUCCUUUCUUGCUAGUUCAUGAGCAUGAGACCCUUUCUGAGAAGAAGUCCUUGAAAGUAUCCGUUUCAGAAACUGAUGAUGCCAUUGAUCUGUAUAGUUGUAACCUUGACUGUAGGCCCAACCAUUCACUUGCUUAAUGACAUCCUUGUGGUUGUGAUCCUAGGGUUUAGCUAGCAAAGCUGUAAUAUCAUUGAGCCAGAGGUGGGUGAUAAUCAAGGUGCCAGAUACCCAGAAUGAUGUAUAUCUUGUAGUGUCCACAGGUCUUCAAUAGUUUCAUACGAAUCUUUAACCAAUAUCAGGCUUUAGAGGGAUCAAAUCUGGACUCGUUAGGGGUUCAAGAAUUUAAGAAUGAGACCAAGGCAAGGCAAAUGAUUCACAGUAGGAGGAGCAGUAAACUUAAGAGCAAAGACAUGAAGCACUGGAGGCAGCUGCUGUAGAGACAAUGGGACUUGGUUCAUGAGCAUAAGCAGCAAACAAGGGACUAGCCAAAGAACGAGCAGAACUUGUAGGACAGAUAAGAGCCUGAAGGACAAUUAGAAGAGGAUGAUGGGCAAUUUUGUCUAGGAUAACGGCCUGUAACUGGAACAAGGGAGAAAAAUGCUGGCAUGCUGAGGGGGAUUUAAAGAUUUCCUUUGAUCUUUCUUUUGCAGCUUGGAGAUGAUAGUGGCCACAGGAGAAUGAGAAAACCUCAAAACAAGGCUUAGGGAUACUCUCCUGCUGUAUAGCAGGUGGAGGGUAGGGGCAGCCACUGGGCAAUAGUAUCUCUCAAAAGGUCAGGCAAAGCAUAAGUGGGAACAGCAGACCUCUGAGCUCCUAAGGUCAGAGGAUAUACUUGAGAAUAUUCCAUAAGCAAGGUAGGAUCCACAGCAGCAAGGGGCACUGAAUAACAAGCAAGAACUAGGCUGGUAUGAAAGUUGAUGGCGAAUCAUAUGUAGUCAUGGAAACUGAGUCACCUAGGAUUUGGCAAGAUCUGAGGCCAAUAUUGUGAUAAGUAGGAAAGCAGAAGCAGGAUAUAGUGGCCAUGAAUGCUGCACUAUUAAGGGCAUGGAAUCAGACACUUGGGCUAGAAUGGCUGAUUAUGCAUGAUUUGUCAGAGGCUAUAGAGUACAAGAAUCAGUUUAUUUAAGAGCAACCGUAAUGAUUGUAUAUAUGGGGUCAGUGAAAUAUGCAGAGGCAGACAAAUACUGAGCCAACUCACAUCUAAAGUGUUUCAAGCAACAGGGUGAGAAAAAAAUCAUUGGGCAGUGGGAAGAACGAAGACCUAGACAGUGAGAUUGUGGGGUAUUAGCAGAAGCGUAAACUAUGGCAAGGGACUGACAUUGAAAAGCAAAAGCAACUUAAAACCAGAACCUGUCAAAAAAAUUCAUUGCUCGUGGAACAAAGCAUAGAUGUGGAUAAAGGUGUUCUGGCCUGAGCAAGUGUGGCACAAAAACAGAAGCUGCAGAUGUCUAAACAGGCAGAUCCCUGCUACAGUUAGUUAGGAAGCCCUCAGCAGAAGUUAUUCCUUUUAAUUUUCUUUGGCCUGGUUCUUCAUACUGUGGUUGGCAAUUGGUGUGAAGUACCUUGAAUUUUAUUAUGUGCUGCAAAUGUCAUGUUGACUAAGUAAACAUCAUUGGUUGUUCUUAAGGUCAUUUUGUGCAGUGCUUCAUCACUUAUCAGUCCUGUAGGGUGAAGUUGAAGCUAGCUGAUGCUAUAAGUAAUUAGAAGAACUGGCAUCAUCCAUAUGUAAGCAGACCCUGGUUAACGGUGGGGGUUCCAUUCCGACAGCGUGAUAACUGAAAAUCACCUAUUUCUGGUUAUUAGCGCCUCAGUUAGGUGUGUAUUGGUGUCAUAAGACAAGCGCCAUAAAACCGGAUCGCCGAUAACCAGGGACUGCCUACCUUCAUGUUGAGGAGCAAGGUAAUUUGUUCAGUGUAAAUCAUCGCUAUUGCACUGUGCACUAGUCCUGAUCAUUGAAACUUUGAUCAUGGUCCCAAAUAUUUUUGAAGAUAAAAUGUCUAAAGAAUGUAUAAAAAAAUAUAUUUAAAAUGCAGUCUAAUAAGAUUUAUUAAUUUUAAGGAACUUGAGUUUCUUAAUAUGGCCACAAAUUUUGAAAAGAUCAUAGAUUUUAUAUACUUACAGAAUAUACAUUUAUAGUAAUAGUAUUUGCAUAAUGACAAACAAGAAAGGGUCUGGAAAGUUUCAUAAACCAACCUAUUAUUUUUUCAUAGUGAACUUGGAGUAUAUAUAUAUCC